AUGGAAGAAACAGAGCUUUACUUUGCUUUUGGGUCAAAUCUGAGCGCAAGAAAAAUGCGGGAACGCGGCACUAGGUUCAUCUCUCGCGAAAGCGCAGUACUUCGAGGAUUUCGCGUCGUAUUUAGCAUAUGGAAAGACGAUGGCUUUGGUUAUGCUAAUAUUAUCCCAGAUAAGGAGUCGACCGUUUAUGGUGCCUUGUACAUCUGUUUAAAAGGAAGUUUAGCCAAGUUAGAUGAACACGAAGCAGGGAGGCUUCGGAGAGUGAACGUACAGGUGGAAAGAAAAAGCGGCGAAAUCGUGGAUGCGACAGCGUAUCAAACUUAUGAAAAGUAUGUUAAAGAGGAGCUAAAACCGAGCCAAAUUUAUAUCAAUGAGAUACUUGAAGGAGAGGAUCUUAUUCCUAAAGAAUAUUCUGACUACUUUAGAAACUUCUUGUGUGACAAAACUGAGAAGUAAAGACUGACGAAAUCUUUUUAAUUCAGUCAAAACUUAUAGAAAACUCAAGAGAACAUAGAGCUUUGAAGUUUAUCGAUCCGUGUAAUGGAUUGACUUAUUAUUGUAUUUAAAUUGCUACAUUUUAAUCCCGUUUAUGUUUUGAGUGGUGAGCUGCUGGGGGUUACUUGGUCAGUUAGGGAAGGACCAUUAGAAAAAUGAUGCGGGGUGUGGUGGGGGUUUUCUGGCCCGCAAGAACUUUUUUCUGGCCGAUUGCCUGUGCAAUAACGACCCACAAGAGUCAUCGCUCGGCUAUAUUACAAAGAUUUGCUCUUCUUCAAACGUAAUAAGGUAAUAUAAUAUUAAAGUAAAUCGUUUUCGUACCAUUGAAGAAAAGUCGCCAAACCUCCAGCAAUGCUCUUUUUCUCUCGGUCAUCUUUCUGAUAAAACUUACGAUCAAAACAAUGAAAAGCCUCGCCGAGAGGGUCAAAAGCGUUUUCUUUGAUCCCUGGUUUACUUAAAAUUCCUUAACAAGGCUUGCACUUCUAAUUGUCAGAAUUUCUCCUUCGUGAGUUUAUCAGCCAUAGGUGCAUGAUCUCACGGACAUGCGCAGUACGUUAUUCAGCCCUGUCAGUUUACCCGUACAAAACGGACAUCGUAGUCAUGCAAAGCAACGCACAUUACGCACAUUUAGGGCCCGAGAAGCAUUUUUCAAGUCGGUUUAGUAGCAAACGGGAUUCCCGUUUCUGUCGACAUUGGGACUGGAUUUUAAGGUUAACUAGCGUAAUGUCUCGGGCGAGAAAGCGACUAACACUUCAGGCUAAAUUAUGGGUUAGAAUUUUGCUUUGACUCUUUCUUGUUACAUGCAAUACCUGAAUGAUAAAUACUCUCUGACAUCAAAUGUCAGACGAGUUAUGCCAUAGGGAUUUACACGUUUUUUUCCGUCAAAAGUGGCUGAAAAUAAAAUUGCCGCCUACCUUCUCCACAUAAAUGUACACUAAAUGUUAUAUCUAAGAGGAAAGUAUAAAGGGAAUUUUAGCAGAAAAAUAGCCUAAAGGACGUUUCUGUAUGAGGCAGCAGAAUUCCUGUCAAGUUUAAAAUAAUCGUUUGUUCAUCAGAGUAAACUUCAAGUUAAAUGAGUCACCAGUGCGAACAAUCCAAUAAAAGCGCAGUUUCUGAUUAUAAGCUCCUACUAAUAGUCUCUAGCCAACCCUACCCUACUCUACCUUAUACUACUCCCAACCCUACCCUACCUUAUACUACUCCCACCCCUACCCUACCCUUAUACUACUCCCAACCCUACCCUACCUUAUACUACUCCCAACCCUACUAAGCACGCACCAUAUCUAGUUCAAUCACACACAUAAUAUAGGGAACGCCUUUGAAGGGUUUUUUUAUUAAUUAUUUUUGCUGAAAACGUUUUAUCCCUGGCAAGUUCAGGCGGAAGGGCAUCAAUCUCAGCUCUCUAUGUAAGUUUAGAACCCUUUUUAUAAUAUCGACAUUGACAUUGGGGACGAAAUCGUAAUGUAUAUAUUUUGGCACAUCCAUUUACUAAGACGCAAAUCUUUUUAAACGCCUCCCUAUUAUUAGACUAUGAGUAAUCCCCAUUUUUCCCCAGGUAAAGUAGAGCGAGCGAAACGCAACCGCGCGUGAAACUCACUCCACGCUCUCUACCGCUGCGUCUCGCCUUUCCUCGCGUGGUGAGAUUUUCACGUGCGCUCGCGUUUCGUUCGCUCUAGUCUCUCUGAGGAAAAAUGGGGACUUUUCGUAGUCUACCCUAUUAUUGACUCUGGACAUAAAAGAGGUCCCUCUCAAAACUUAAAAGAAAUUAACACACACCCUAGUGGUUUAAUGGAUCUUUUACGGUAUAGUUCAAUUUAAGGGUAGGAACGUCGUCCCCUUAUUAAUUGUCAAAACUUCCUUUGUGCCCCUUUGAGAUUAAUUAACUAGGAACUUCAAACGGGCAUAGAGACGGGGAACGUAUUGAUUUUCAAGGAAUAUAUGUCAAAUAUUUCACGUGAAAAAAAAUAUUCUGGAACUGAGGGAGGUUGUCCAUAUUUUAAUCAUGCAAAGAUUGUGUUGAGGGCUUGUAAAGCUCGCUAGGCUUUGAAACUAGAGGACCAAGACUCUGUUCUUUCUCUUUAAGAUAGCAGUUUAAUCUUCAACAGCUACUUACAACAACUCUACAAUUUCUACUAGCUUACACAGCGAAUUAAAUAACCAAAUUGUAGACUUAGUUUGGGUUAGCUGACCGGAAGAGUUUCUAUUGAAUAUCUUAUCGCCUAUAUUGCAACAGGUUUGCUAUAGUUAGAUAAGCCUACACAGCCGCAACCGACAAGUACCAAAGAACCAGUUAAAUGCUAACAGUAAAACUGCCCAGAAGGACUAAAUAUACAAAACAGGAACUCGAUUGUGGGUAAAACUCAAGGUCAGCGGUACUCCCCAAACAAGCCUACUUCAAAGAAACAAAACUAACCUUAACAAACACUUCAAAUGGAUAAUACUAGACAAAACUCAGGAACUAACCAUGUGGGGAAAUACACUGAAUCUCUGAGUCUCUAAGUCUACAGAAGUCUAUAAACUGUUUAUCACGAAGCUACCAAAAUCUUAAAAAUAGGAAAACUGAAAAACAAAACUAAAGGCAACUACCUCAUAACAAUUGCAACUGGUUUGUGCGCUUUCAUAUUUGCUGGGGGCUGAACAAUUUAUAACAGGUAGACAAAGAUACAGUCAAACCUCUAUUAACCGGACACCAGCGCAUUCCAAAGGUUCUAACAUUUAAUCGGUGAAGUCGCAGUAACGGAAUGAGACAAUCUGAAAACAACGAUUUCCUUUUUAGACAAACUAUCCCAAUUUAUUUCUCCAUUUUAUAGCCGACGCUUCGCUAAAAAUAUAUAAAAAUGCUAGAAAUCCGAUUUCUUUUGAUAUAAACGUAGCUAGAUCCGUGAUUUAAACGCCGGAAGCAGCGGGAGAAAAACCAAUGCUUGCUUUAACAGUAACGGCGUACCUCAUGUAUGAGUAUUUUAUGCAGGCCACCACUGCUUGGCACUAA
Molecule: messenger RNA, 3484 nt
Organism: Porites lobata
Lineage: Eukaryota; Metazoa; Cnidaria; Anthozoa; Scleractinia; Poritidae
Source: the annotation of a GenBank genome assembly